AGAAGCUUGCAGCAAUAACCGAGAGAGGGACCGCGGGCAGUCUCAGCCAGUCAGCGCCGCAUUCUAGGGGAAGCUCGGCGUGCCAAAGCAGGCGGAGUCGGAAACGCGAAAGCCAAAGUCUACUCCCCCUCUACUGUCGGAGGUACGCGGUCGUGGAGCCCAGACAGCCGCCGUGUUCGAGCGUCCCAGGAAAACCGCUGCGUUGUCCGGACGGAGAAUCGCCGCAACUCGGCUGUCUCCCCCACUGAGGUCAAGCGGAUUAAACACAGGUGUCGCCUCGGUGUUUCCCCCGCCGUAGCCCAGUUAAAGGCCCUCAGUCUUCACUCUCGUAUACAAGACUCGACCAGAUCCCAUCCAGCCCAUCUGCUCCAGGAUAUAUCUCCCCGCUGUCUGCGUUGAUAUUUGCCCCAGAAAUGGACGGUUUCGCCGGCAGUUUAGAUGACAGCAUCUCGGCGGCGAGCGCAUCGGAUGUGCAGGACCGCCUGUCGUCUCUGGAACUGCGGGUGCAGCAGCAGGAGGACGAACUGACGGUGAUGAAGGCAGCGCUGGCCGACGUGCUCCGACGCCUCGCCCAGUCCGAGGACACGGCCGCUAAGAAGCAGCAGAGCGCCAAAGGUCAGACCCCGCUGCGUGAGGCAUUCUCUAUGUCCUGCAUUACGAAUGGCAGCUCCGGUGGCCGCAAGUCUCACCGAGACAGCUCCGCGGUGUCUCACCGAGACAGCUCCACGGUGUCCGUAGCCAGGAAAGAGACACUGUCCUCCGCAGCCAAGAGCGGCGGGGAGAAGAAAAAAGACAAGCCUCCGAUGCAGGGCAUCAAGGAGAAGGAGGAGCCUCUGCCGCCACAGGCCGACGAUAAACCGCCCUCCACCCCCAGCACUCCCCAGGCACCAUCCCCCUCCAGCCUCUCCCCCUCCCCACACCCCCUCCAGCCCCCGAGGCCGACCCCGGAGAGCAAGGGGCCCUCGCAGGCCAAAAGGGGAGCCAGCGGUAGGCGGGGCGGCGGCAUGGAACGCUCGCAGAGCAGCACGUGGGAGAGCAGCGAGGAGAGCAGGAACAAGCUGGUGAAGGCCGCCUCCACCUCCAAACUGCUGGCCAAAGUGGUGAAGAACGCAGAGAAGCACAGGGAUCCAGUAAUCAGCCAAGCCAAAAUGUCGACCCGCGAGAAAAACAGUCAAGAGGGCGACUACAUCAAAAUGUUCAUGCGCGGACGACCCAUCACCAUGUUCAUCCCGUCGGACGUCGAGAACUACGACGACGUCCGGACCGAGCUGCCCCCGGAGAGGCUCAAACUGGAGUGGGUAUACGGCUACAGGGGCCGUGACUGCAGGGCGAACGUCUGCUUGCUGCCUACGGGGGAGAUCGUCUACUUCAUCGCCUCCGUGGUCGUGCUGUUCAACUUCGACGAGAGGACGCAGCGCCAUUACCUGGGUCACACGGACUGCGUCAAAUGUCUCGCGGUUCACCCUGAUAAGAUACGCAUCGCUACAGGACAGCUCGCAGGAGUGGACAAGGAUGGAAGGCCACUGCAGCCUCAUGUAAGAGUGUGGGACUCUGUCACUCUGACCACCCUGCAGGUCAUUGGUCUGGGCACCUUUGAGAGAGGAGUUGGAUCUCUCGCGUUCUCUAAAGCUGACUCCGGAACCCACCUCAGCGUGAUUGACGACUCGAACGAGCACAUGCUCACCGUGUGGGACUGGCAGAAGAAGUCCAAAAUCGCUGAGAUCAAGACCACUAAUGAGGUCGUCUUAGCGGUUGAGUUCCACCCCACCGAUGCCAACACCAUUGUCACCUGUGGCAAGUCCCACAUCUUUUUCUGGACAUGGAGCGGCAACUCCCUGGCUCGCAAACAGGGGAUCUUUGGGAAAUAUGAGAAGCCCAAGUUCGUGCAGUGUCUGGCCUUCCUCAAUAACGGGGACAUACUGACGGGGGACUCAGGAGGAAUCCUGCUGAUCUGGGCACGCAGUACAGUGGAACCAGCACCAGGGAAAGGACCUAAAGGAGCGUUUCAGAUCUUGCGUCAGAUCAAGGCUCACGACGGGAGCGUGUUUACGUUGUGCCAGAUGAGGAAUGGAACUCUCCUGACUGGAGGUGGCAAGGAUCAUAAAAUCAUCCUGUGGGACCAUGACCUCAACCCGGAGAGGGACAUAGAGGUUCCUGACCAGUAUGGAACCAUUCGAGCUGUCGCCGAGGGGAAGGGGGAGCAGUUUCUGGUGGGGACGUCUCGCAACUUCAUCCUGAGGGGCACCUUUAAUGACGGUUUUCAAGUGGAGGUGCAGGGUCACACAGAUGAGCUGUGGGGUCUGGCCACACACCCGUUUAAGGAGCUUUUCCUGACCUGUGCCCAGGACAGGCAGGUGUGCCUGUGGAACGCAGUGGACCACUCGCUGGAAUGGAGCAGGCUGCUGGAUGAGCAUGGCCACUGUGCGGACUUUCACCCCAGUGGAGCUGUGGUUGCCAUUGGUACCCACUCAGGGAAGUGGUAUGCUCUGGACGCGGAGACUAGGGACCUGGUAGCCAUUCACACAGAUGGGAAUGAACAGCUGUCCGUAAUGCGUUACACAGUAGAUGGCACACUGCUGGCAGUGGGAUCACAUGAUAACUUCAUUUACCUAUACACAGUGUCAGAUAAGGGGCGCAAGUACAGCAGAUAUGGGAAAUGCACUGGACAUUCCAGCUACAUUACGCAUCUCGACUGGUCCCCUGACAACAAGUUCAUCAUGUCCAACUCAGGAGACUAUGAAAUCCUCUACUGGGACAUUCCAAAUGGCUGUAAGCUGAUUCGUAACCGCUCCGAGUGUAAGGACAUCGACUGGGCCUCAUAUACCUGUGUGCUGGGAUUCCACGUUUUUGGAGUGUGGCCAGAAGGCUCAGACGGAACAGACAUCAACGCUCUGGUCAGAUCCCACAACAGGAAGGUGAUCGCCCUGGCUGAUGACUUCUGCAAAGUGCACCUCUUCCAGUACCCCUGCUCCAGACCCAAGGCCCCUAGCCACAAGUACAGUGCUCACAGCAGUCAUGUGACCAACGUGAGUUUCCUGCACAGCGAUAGCCACCUGGUGUCGACGGGCGGCAAAGACACCAGCAUCAUGCAGUGGCGCCUGGUGGAGAAGAUGCCCGCGCUGGUGCCCAGCGACACCGCCCUGGGCCUCACCGACUCCCUCCCGCACAACUCAAGCCUGCGGGGUGCGCCAUUCGCCCCUGCCAUGCCCCAGACAACCACCACGCCUGUGGCGGUGCCCUCCUCUCUGCCCAUAGGUGGCACGCAGCCAGACACCAACACGCCGCCUCCCACGCCUACCGAGUCGCUGGAGCCCACCCCCAACGGACAGCAGGAGGGCUUGCCCGAAACGCCGCCCCCUUUGGAUGAGGUCACACCCCCUUCUGACAGCACCGUGAGCCCCAAGGACAGCCUGGAACCUAGCGACGACACGGCCACGCCCAGUGAUGAGGGCACGCCUUUCAGUCCGCCCUCAUAAAGCUUGUUGGCUAGGUGACGGUGGCCACUGGCCCCUUUCUCUCUUUUUCGAGUACACUUGCCUGCUCCACGCUCCGCCCGGAGGCGUCAGUGUGUCACCGCAGCGUGUCAGAAGCGUGUAAAGCAGUUGAUCCUCAGUUUUACUUUUUUCUGGUUAUUUCCUUGUUCCUUUUUAUUAUGUGUUUGUUUAUUGUUUAUCUGAGAGUGAGAAAAGAUGGAAUUGAAUGAAGUUCGUUUAUGCGUCAUCCGGGAGAAAUCCUGCUUGGAGCAUGUAGAUGAGCCUUUGGUGACAGAGAACAGACACUAACAUGCCUGUAUACACCCACACACAAACACUACCACAAAUGCAAUUUCACUUCAACACUCACACGCAUACGCACACACACUAGUAGUAAACCUUUUUCAUUCAAAACCAUGACCAAAUAUACUUUGUUGGUGUAUAUGAAAUUUUCUAUUAAAUAUAAAGCUAUUGACACUCAAAAUACUCCCCCUCCCGCAACACAGACACACACACACACACACACGCACACAUGCACGCACACGCACAGACCAAGGGCACAUACCAAGAAAAUAAAAUGAUCUGCACUUAAUAGUGGUGCAAUAUCCCCUCCUACAUAAAAUAAUCUGCCAUCAUAACUGCAAAAUAUAACGUUGCUGAAAUUAGUAAAGUUCAAAGUAGGUUAAUACCUUUAAUAUUGUAAAAUGUUAUUCACUAUGUUUUUGUGAAUGAGGUUGGGGGAGGUUUAAAAUCCAUUUUGUGAAAUGCCUGCAUAGCAUCUGUAGCUGAGCCAAGAAGAUUUCUGGGAAACGCCAGGCAGGUCCCCCUGGCUCAUGGGCUGGACUCAGUGAUUCCAUUGGCUUCUUCUAGAUAUACUAAAGAUGGUCAUGAUGAGUUUGACCGUGGCAAAAAAAGAAAUAAAAUCAAGCAAAAAAAAGAGAAAGCUGUUAAUGACCAUUUCACAGAAUAACAGCUGUAACCAAUAAGGCAUGUUUGUAGACGCAUCGCCACACACGCCCAGAUGCAUGCACGUGCUCCCACACGCAGUAAGGGCGCAGUACACACAGGUGUGUAAGCUUGACACGCCUCCACGCGCAGGUCUCCUUAGUCAUUUUGUGCCGGGCUCCUCCUCCGUCUGUGCGUUCAGCUCCACUGGCCGGCUGAAGUCCAUCCGCAUGUCCGGAGCUGGCCGGUCACCCCAGCGACAGCUCCGUUCCUCUCCCGCGGGCUCCAGCGUGUUCCAUUCCGUGUUCUGGAUACCUUUCUCUGUCUGUUCGGACCUCAUCACUUUCAGGUUUCAUUUUUCAUUUUGUUUAUUUUUUAUCUUGAGGAAAAGAUUAAAUGAGUCUUAAAUGGAGGCAACUGUGUGUGUGUGUGUGUGUGUGUGUGUGUGUGGAUGCAUGGGUUGAUGUUUUAGACAUCUUUCAUUCAGCGUGACUUAUUUGACUGCAUGCGUAUUUCCCGCCACGUCAGUAAUGCGUUGCGACCCUCAUGGACACUUGCAAUGGGCUAAAUGUGAUUCCUGCCACUUCACCACUGGUCCAGGAGGGCAUGGCUGUCUGCAUUACCUGCGUGACCCUUCCCCCUCUUCAGGGGCUAGGCCCCUCCCCUUCAUCCCCAGAAAUACAUGGUAGGCGUUUUCUCGGAAGGCGCCCUUGGUCCUCCCGCGAACUGAAAGCAGGAGUCAGGCUUGCUGCUGGCAGCAUCUUCUGUCCACUUGCAGCACUGCAGUAUCCAAAGGGGCAGUAAUGGUUGGGCUGAAUGUAAAUAAAGGCACGAAUUCCGGUGGCGAGGUUCACUCGCAGACAGCAGGCUUGAUGCGCAGUGUGGAGAUGCCUGGAUCAAGUUGUGGGGUUGACCCCUCGGGCCGUGGGAUUGACACACACGGGGUUACGAUGGGAUUACACGGCAGCCUUCAGUAUGUAAAGGUAUUUUGCAGACCCUGUGUUUCGUGUACAUAUUCGAUGCUGGUCUAGUGGUAGAUAAAGUGCAUGUUUGAGUGUGAUGCUGUUUAAGAGGCGGAGGGCCACGCGAAGGAGACGAGGUCCGACAGGUGCCAGGGACUUGCAGUGGGGCGUCUCACUGCAGCAGUGUCUCUCAUCUCCAGCUGUCCUGCGCUUCACUCCUUCUUCUUUUGAAUGGCCUUUCUGGAUUGUGGUCGUCUCUUUUUUUACGUGAGCGUUCUUGGUGUUUGUGGAGAACGCCUCCGUUAAAUUUAUAUGGGCAGAUUUUUUCCAACUUCUGUUUCAUGCAGCUUUAGCUCCAGACUGUUCUCACACUCAGGGUUGGACCCGCUCACGUCUCCUCUCACACACCCGAACACCCCCCCACCACCACCUAUGCAUCAACACACGAAAACUACAGUGAUAUGUCAUCUGUCACAAGUUUCAGGCGAGCGCCAGGAGACAUUUCCCAAGCCCCCAUUUCCAGACAUGCUUUGUACAUUCACAUCUGGAUACUUUGUGUAUAUAGUAAUUUUUCUCUCUGAAUAGAACUCUGGGGCAGCUUUCUUUGCGACAAAUUGGCCAUAGUGAAGGGCACGUUCAGUUACUAUUGGACUAUUGGAACAGUUCUGGGAUUCGUGUGCCGAGGUAGUUCAGAAUGUUGCUUGGGAACAAGGAAACAAAUAACUGGGACGAGAUCUCAGAAGUUAAAACGUGGAUGUUUUUUUUUUUUUUUUUUUUUGGGGGGGGGGGGGGGUGUUGUGUAUGUGGGAGGAGGGGUCUCUUCCUGGCCCCUCCAGACUUGACAAAGCUUUUGAUACAUUUUGAUAUAGAGUGUGCCUCUGGGAACCUUACUGGUGAAACUGUCAUUUUUGCUUCCAGUGACAGCUCAGUGAUUUGAUGACUUUGCCAAAAAAAAAAAAAAAGGAUCUCAUGACAGGAUUGUUUCCUGAAUGUCACUUAGUCAAGUGGCCUUGCUGUGUGUCUUCUAUGGGAGUGUGGGAUUGGACAGCAUCUAUUGGGUAAAAAGUACUAGUUUUCUAUUAAAGAAGUGAUUCUUUUUAUAACCGUAGAUGUGCAUAUGUAGUAGUACCUACAUCCGAAUGGAUGCAUCCAUUGACGACAACUCUUUAGUGGGCAAGGCAGAUGGGCAGUGGCCAACCUUGUAGUGACUGGAGGGUUUGAUUUUGUUUUUGCUUUUUUAAGGGUCUGUAUUUCUGAAGGGCUCCUACAGUCUGUCAUCUCUGCAUGGGACGGGCUUAUAUACAUCACUUGGCUUGGGAGGAGAGGGAAGAGGGUUAAAGGGAAGCAAUGCAAACUGGAUUGGAAAAAUGCAACUCUUCUGGAAUGGUCAGGAUUCCAAGACAGAUUGUUUCCACACUAGGAACUCUGGACUCAACUUCCCAUAAUGCUUUGCCAGUCGUUUGAUCAAAUCCUCAUUGAAUAAAUGCGUGGGGAAUGGUCAGCUUGCUUAUAAAACCAUGGCAGUGAUGAUGACCAUAGCGAUAUUAAAAUGAAAUGUCAAUAAAUAUGAACCUUUUUUUUUUUUUUUUUUUUUCUUUUCCUUGUAACAAUGUUUGAGCCAAUCUGUUUUUCAUGCAUUCCUGUCUAUGGGCAGAAAAAUACUGAAGAUUUUAAAAAAUAAACAUUCAUUUAAAAAUAA
Electrophorus electricus (electric eel) is the source of this 7079-nucleotide messenger RNA. RefSeq names its product EMAP like 4 (gene eml4). Lineage: Eukaryota; Metazoa; Chordata; Actinopteri; Gymnotiformes; Gymnotidae. Gene Ontology annotation, cellular component: mitotic spindle. The record is from RefSeq and is a predicted model, not a curated record. Gene Ontology annotation, molecular function: microtubule binding. Gene Ontology annotation, biological process: microtubule cytoskeleton organization.